AUGAUGCAGGAAGGAAAGGAAGAGGAUAAGGAAUCGUCACCAGACAAUGUAUAUGAUGAAGAAGAGAAUAACAAUGAUGAUUUUCAGCAAACGAGAGAUCGAGACGGGCAACACAUAAGGAGACGUCACAAUAACAGCAAUCGGGACGUUAUAGCUGAACACAAUGGAGACGACAGUCGUAGCCAUUGGGGUCCAGAGGUGACCAAAACUGUACCUGCUGAAGCUGCUGUUAUGGAUGAUGACGAAGGAAAGAUGGUUUACCGAGGAUCACAUCGCGGGAUGAUAGAAGACCAUAUGACUGAGAAUGUCUUUAGUCUCAUCUACACUGCUCCUGUGUGCUCAUCAGCGUUCUGGAUGGGAAUUCUUGUGAGCUUAUUCCAAAUUGCAAUGCCGUUUCUGGCAAUAUUGGACUUGAUUGUCUUUAGUAAUGACAAGAACCCACUUCAGGUUCCAAAUAGCGUAUCCUUACAGGUUCGAAUCAU
Messenger RNA from Cylindrotheca closterium, 482 nucleotides. The record is from the annotation of a GenBank genome assembly. NCBI's taxonomy places the organism in Eukaryota, Bacillariophyta, Bacillariophyceae, Bacillariales, Bacillariaceae.